Messenger RNA from Notolabrus celidotus (New Zealand spotty), 4301 nucleotides. RefSeq names its product ATG5 autophagy related 5 homolog (S. cerevisiae) (gene atg5). The transcript is spliced from 8 exons. Gene Ontology annotation, cellular component: phagophore assembly site membrane; cytoplasm; Atg12-Atg5-Atg16 complex. Lineage: Eukaryota; Metazoa; Chordata; Actinopteri; Labriformes; Labridae. Gene Ontology annotation, biological process: C-terminal protein lipidation; cellular response to nitrogen starvation; nucleophagy. The coding region runs from base 470 to 1297 and encodes 275 amino acids. The record is from RefSeq and is a predicted model, not a curated record.
GUAGCUCCCGCUAGGUGUCAAUGUUUUGCCCCGAUUGUGGUUUUCUGCUGUUUUCCGGUGUCUCGCUUCAAAGUGUUACCAUCUUAACCGGCGCCUCUCAGCCGAAUGCGUCAGCCGUUGCCGCAUUCCCAGCACGAGCACAGUCCUCUCCAGUCUCUCUUAUAACAUCUCUGUGUCAGUCUGGAGUCGAAGCGUUUUUAUCAGGAACAUUUUCACUGAAAACCAAACUCAGAAGAAGGAUGGGGACUGUUUAAAACACAGACGCAUUCAUUUAAAUGUCGCCAGGUACCAGGGUAACAUUUUGAACCGGAACACUGGUGACAGCACUGGAAUGACAACACCGUCAGUUUCGGCCCUUUUCCCACUGAAGCUGCCUGCAAACACCGACAAAAGGAGAAGCUGACAGCCUCCAGACUGUGUCACCUGUGUUUCUGGGAUUGAUUCUUUAUGUGGGAGAAACAGCAGCAUUAUGGCAGAUGACAAGGACGUGUUGAGAGACGUGUGGUUCGGCAGGAUCCCCACCUGCUUCACCCUGAACCAGGAUGAGGUGACUGAGAGGGAGGCCGAGCCCUACUAUCUGCUUCUACCCAGAGUGAGCUACCUGACUCUGGUAACGGACAAGGUGAAGAAACACUUCCACAAAGUGAUGAGGGCCGAGGAGGUGGAGGAGAUGUGGUUCGAGUAUGAAGGGACCCCGCUGAAAUGGCACUAUCCCAUCGGAGUUCUGUUCGACCUCCACGCCUCCAACACGGUCUUACCUUGGAGCAUCACUGUGCACUUUAAGAGUUUUCCAGAUCGUGACCUGCUCCACUGCCCGUCCAACUCCGUGAUCGAGGCUCACUUCAUGUCCAGCAUCAAGGAGGCCGACGCCCUCAAGCACAAGAGCCAAGUCGUCAAUGACAUGCAGAAGAAAGACCACAAGCAGCUGUGGAUGGGCCUGCAGAACGAUAAGUUCGACCAGUUCUGGGCCAUGAACAGGAAACUGAUGGAGUAUUCCACCGAGGAGGGAGGCUUCAGAUACAUCCCCUUCAGGAUAUACCAGACGAUGAGUGACCGACCGUUCAUCCAGAAACUGUUUCGCCCCGUUUCACCUGAAGGCAACAUGCACACACUUGGGGACCUGCUAAAAGAGAUGGACCCAACAGCUUUACCAAAUGAAGGUGAGCAGAAGCGUUACCAGGUGGUGAUCCACGGCAUCGAGCCGCUCCUGGAGACCCCCCUUCAGUGGCUCAGCGAGCACCUCAGCCACCCUGACAACUUCCUGCACAUCUGCAUCAUCCCGGUCCCCACCGAUUGAGGCCACGCCCCCCAUUUUCCACUCCGCCUCACUGUCACCUCGACAACCAAUCAACCAACCAGCGCACCUGGCAGCUGGCUGGGUCACUCCUGAAGGUAGCAGCGCUGACAGAGGAAGCUUAAGUGACUCUUAAAUGAGAAGGAGAAUCCUGAAGGAAGGAUGUGAAGGAGGUAACUCACUCACCUCCUCAUGAAGGUGCAGAGGAUCUCUCCUCUUUUUCUACUCUGCUUUCUCAAACCUCCUCCUCCUCCUCUUCAUCCUCCUCCUCUCCAAACAAACAAACAUCUCCACGGGAGGAGAGGAGAGGAGGAGGAGGGAGCUCUCGUUUUUCCAUCCUGCCAUACAUCUUCCUGCCGAGACAAAGACUGUCCUCUCGACAGGGAGCCAGUGUUUUUUGGGGAUUCGGGGAGAGCUGUAUCCAGUCCUGCUGAAGUUGCCUUAGUUAACACAUUCAAACAUUUUCACCGUCUUCUUCAUGUCCGUGCUUUAACGUUUGGACUCUCUGAGUUUACAUCACAGCCUGCAACGCUCAUCAUCUUCAAAAACACCGUCCAAAAACUUCUCCUGGUUCGGUUCAUGACUUCACAGGAUGAUGCAUUUUUAAAUCAGGACAGAGACGCACCUUCAGUCUCUGCCAAUCUUUCCCUCUACAUCAGUCACUACUUUGGGUUUCUUUUUUUACAAUAAAUCUCAUCCUGCUUUCUUUUUAAAGACAAAUUUAUCACACAUUGUGAAUCUGCUGUAGAAAGGCUGAUUUGGCAAGCUGCAGCAGUUACAGAAAUACAAAAUCACAGUAUAGAAAUAAUCAAAUAUGUCACUGAUGGUCUCAUUUAUCCUUUAGGAAUUGUAUAGAAACUGCUGCUUAAUUCAGUCUGUUCUAUGACGAGCUUAAAACUCCUUACUGUAGCUUUAAUUAGCUCUUGGGGUCUAAAUGACUGAGAGUGACCAAAAGUUCUGGACAGAGUAGAUCGCAAAGAAUCCAUGGAGGCAAACGCACCUGAAUGCAGCUUUUGUUUUGCCACUGACAGGCUCAGACUUUUAUUCUGAAGGGCUCACAACAUCCCAGUAAGGAUCCCUACAGAGGCAGGGUCUAUUCAAAGUAAGGUACCGUCUUUCAAACCAGUAACAGACGUUACAUCUCUCUUCAAAGCCAACAGACUUCAUCACAUAACAGUCACUUUCUCUUGCAAAAAACAGAGCUCUUCUUCUUCUACUGCUAGUUUUUUUUGUGUUAUUGCACAUUAAACAUCAAGUAAACAUUUAAAGCAACAGAGUACUUAAUUAUAAACUCAAACUAACAUAGUAAAGCAGCCGAAUCCCAGCAGUUCUUAAGUUUGUAAGACGUAUAAGUGAUUUUCUGAAUGAAGUCUGGCAGAUUUGAAGAGAGUUAAAAGGAUGAUGCAUGUUUUAAAUCAGGACAAAGACGCACCUUCAGUCUCUUUGCCAAUUAUUUUCCUCUACAUUAUUUUUUUUUUGAAGUUGUAAGGCAAGUUGUAGUGAUUACAGGACUUCUGUUCUAUGACGAGCCAAAAACUCCUGACUGUAACUUUAAUGAGCACCAAAUGAAUCUUGAUGAACCCGGCUUUUAUUUUGCACAGUCUGUUGUCUGACGAAAGUUACAGAAAGUUCUGGACAGGUUAGAUCGCUUCAGUCAGUAAAAAUGAAAUGUUUUGCCACUGAGAGGCUCAGACUUUUAUUCUGAAGGGCUCACAACAUCUCAGUAAGGAUCCCUACAGAGGCAGAGUUUAUUCAAAGUAAGGUACCAGUAAGAGAUGUUACGUCUCUCUUCAAAGCCAACAGACUUCAAUGAAACAGUCACUUUCUCUUCCAAAAUACAGAGCUCUUCUUCUUCUUCUUCUUCUUCUACUGCUAGUUUUUUUGUGUUUUUGCACAUUAAACAUCAAGCAAACAUUUAAAGCAACAGACUACUUAAUUAUAAACUCAAACUAACGUAAUGAAGCAGCCGAAGCACAGAAGUUCUUAAGUUUGCAAGACAAAUGAGAGAUUUUCAGAAUGAAGUCUGGCAGAUUUGAAGAGAGCAACAAGGAUUUGGCUUAAUAAGGGGCGUGGCUUAUUUGACUGACAGGUGAGCAAGGCUGUGACCUCAGCUUCACCUCUUUGACCAGUUUUGAGAUCAGCCAGCGUUUAGGUUGCAUUUCCAAUAUGGCGUCCACCAUCUUUGAGCUUCGUCAUUACAUCCAGAAAUUUUGUCUCACCUGAUACUGAAUGUUAAUCCGUGUAGGGAACGUGUCAGAGGCAAAACAAUCACUCAUGGCUGCUUGAUUAAGAGAUAUACAGGAGCAAAACUAAAACCUUUGCACCCAUCAGUCUUUAAAACAUCAGAAUAUGUUAAAGAAAUGGAGUCAUGGUGUAUUAUUACGGGAAUUCCUGUUUAAAUUUUGGCUUUAACUGAAAUAAAAUUCAACCUUUACAGAUUUGUUGCCUUCCUUAGUGAGCUUCAAGAAAAAUGAAACCUUCUAAAUUCUCCUUCAACACUCCUCCUUUAAUUUUGUGGAUUUUCUAAAACCACCCAAAUAAUAAAAACUAGAUUUGUUUUUAACCGAACCCUGAAAAAAGUCUGCGCUUCAUUUUAACUGGUCUGGAUCCUCGCCCCACGCUCUGCACACGUUUUCAAUAACAGGUGUUGAAUCCCUGAAACACAGUUUGGCUGUUUUCUGUCACAUUUGGCUCCAGCCUCUUCGUCCGCUGCCAACUUUAAACGAGCAUCUGGUUUUUGUUUGGUUUUAAGAACUCGGCGCAGAUAAUGAGACGAUCGAAAAUGAAGUCUGCAGGCUCUCUCCGUUCAUUCUGAAAAACAGGACUUACACUAACUUUAAUCGCACACACCCGAUUGCUUUCUAGACGUUGAGAUCUUUAUUAACUCUUGUUUUGUAUCGUGUCUUCUUUUUUUAUUUCACAUCUGUUCAUACUGAAAUAAAACAACUUGUAAUUUAGCUGACACUGUUAUCCUGAAUGACUUUAAAUAAAGAUGAUUUGAUUUAAA